AUGGAAGAAUCAAAUAACAAUAAUUUUUUAUUUUCACCAGAUUAUAUUUGGUCUCAAUUACUUGAAAAUAAUAAUAAUAAUUAUAAUAAUAAUUAUAAUAAUAUUAAUAAUAGCAUUAAUGAAAAUUUACUAAAUGAAUUGAAUAGUUUUCAAAAUACAGGAGUAUUUGAUUUAGAUACAAAUAUAGAACAGCAGCAACAACAACAACCAACUGAAAUUCAACAACAACUACAAAACUAUCAAGAAUUCCAACAAAAAAAAUAUCAAGAACGUCAAGAACAAUAUCAAAUUCAAUAUCAACAAUCAUAUAUAGAACCUUUAAAUUUUAAUGAAACAUAUAAUAAUGAAACAUAUUGUAAUAUAAUACCACAACCGCCCCAGGUUGAACAACAACAAGAACAAGAACAAGAACAAGAACAACAACAAAAACAACAACAACAACAAUAUAUUGAAAAACAAAUACAAGAAAUAAUAAAAAUACCAGAAAAAAGGCAAACACUUAACCAGAUUCCUAUUGAAAUGAUGCAACAUAAUUUCUUUAAUACACCAAAACUUGAUCAACAACUACUCUCAAAUUAUUCAGACUUUUUUAAAACAAAUCCAAUUUUACCUACAACCACAACAACAACAACAACCACAGCAAUAACAAUAGAUCAACAACAACAAAACCAUAUUGAUAAUCAGUCAUUAAAUAAUUCAAACACAAAAACAUCAAAGAACCAACAAAAAGAUAAUAAUUUACCAAAAAAAAAGAAUUUAUCCUAUGAUAUCACAAAAAUAACAUUUAAUAAUAAUAAUAUAGAAAAAAAGAGAGACCAAACUGAAUCAAGUAAAAAUUUUAGAGAAAAAAAAAAGGAGUAUGUAAAAGAAAUUGAAAGUAAAAUUUUAGCUCUAACCCUUGAAAAUGAUAAACUUAAAAAAGAAAAUGAUUCAUUAAAAACUAUUAAUGGAUCAAAUUUAAUGAGACCAGAACCAGAAUCAAUUAAUAUGAUAAUGGAAUGUAAAAAAAUUAUAAAAAAACUGGAAAAAGCAUUAAUUGAUAAUGAUGAAAGAUCAUUAAUUUAUUUAUUAUAUCAUUAUCAUAGUGAAACAUCAAAAAGGUAUUCAUUAGUAGAAAUUGAAGUUGAUAAAAUUGCAAACCCAUAUUCACAAAUAAAAUUAAAGUUAGCAGGUUAUAUUCAAAAUCCAACAACUUUAGAUAUUUUUGAUGGUAAUUUUAAUAAUAAUAAUAAUAAUAAUGGUAAUAAAGAAGAAGAAGAAGAAAUAUCAUGGUUUAUAAAAUAUAAAAAUGAAGCAAAUCUUACAAUUGAACAAUCAAAUAAAUUAGAUUUAUUACGUAAUCAACAUGGUUUAAUUUUUGAAACCUUAUUAAAAGAAAGAAAACAAUUGGAUAAUGAAAUUUUAAAAGUUUUUAAUGAAAUUAUAAUUGCUAGUUACGAUGGUUCAAAUGCAAAUUUAAUUAGUGAUAAAGGAUUUGAAUUAAAGAGUAAAUUGAAAUCAUUAAAAAUGAAAAUCAUUUCAAGUUUAAAUUUAAAUUUAGAUACAUUCUCAUCAAUUAGUUCCAUUUUAUUACCAAAACAAGAAGCAUUACUUUUGGUUAGAGCUCAUUUAUUUGGUUCAAGUAAAUUAAAUCCUCAAAUGGAUUUUUUAAAUAAUGUUUGGACAAAUAUAAUCUCUUCAAAUUCUUCAUGUAGUGUUUUCGAAAUUUUAAAUUCUUUAAAGGAAUUUUCCGAUUUAGAAAAUUUAGAAUUAAAUAAAAAUUCAUAA
This is a messenger RNA of Dictyostelium discoideum AX4, 1767 nucleotides long. RefSeq lists its product as hypothetical. Bases 1 to 1767 code for a protein of 588 amino acids. Gene Ontology annotation, biological process: regulation of DNA-templated transcription. Gene Ontology annotation, cellular component: nucleus. The transcript has 2 exons. The record is from RefSeq and is a predicted model, not a curated record. Lineage: Eukaryota; Evosea; Eumycetozoa; Dictyosteliales; Dictyosteliaceae. Gene Ontology annotation, molecular function: DNA-binding transcription factor activity.